AUGUUCACUGUCAUGCUGAUUGACGCCCAACCUGACGAACGUCCCGGGAUCCGCAUCGCCUACAGGACGGACGGUCACCUGCUCAGUCAACAGCGGAUGAACUUCCAAUCGCGCGUAUCCACAAGCACAGUUCACGAACUACUCUUCGCCGACGACUACGCGCUCAAUACCACCUCGGAAGAUGACAUGCAAAAGAGCAUGGAUAUCCUCUCCGUAGCCUGGAAGAACUUCGGUCUGGUCAUUAACAUGGAGAAGACGGUGGUCAUGCACCAACCGCCACCCAACACAGCCCCUCCCCACAAUGCGCUGCAAAUCAGCGGGAACGGGACCCAACUGCAAGUGGUGGACAACUUAAAGUAUCUGGGCAGUACCCUUUCCUGA
This is a messenger RNA of Spirometra erinaceieuropaei, 381 nucleotides long. The record is from the annotation of a GenBank genome assembly. NCBI's taxonomy places the organism in Eukaryota, Metazoa, Platyhelminthes, Cestoda, Diphyllobothriidea, Diphyllobothriidae.